Colletotrichum phormii is the source of this 1473-nucleotide messenger RNA. RefSeq names its product glycoside hydrolase family 28 protein. NCBI's taxonomy places the organism in Eukaryota, Fungi, Ascomycota, Sordariomycetes, Glomerellales, Glomerellaceae. The record is from RefSeq and is a predicted model, not a curated record. Gene Ontology annotation, biological process: carbohydrate metabolic process. The transcript is spliced from 3 exons. Bases 154 to 1473 code for a protein of 439 amino acids. Gene Ontology annotation, molecular function: polygalacturonase activity.
AAUAUCAUCUUGAAGUGAUUGAAGCGUUGCGAUUGCGGGAACAGCAUACUCUCUCUCGCUCUUUUACCUCAACUCUACAGACUCACGCUGUUUCAUCGACAUCUUCCCACACUAUUCUCGGACAGACUAAAAUACUGUCCGUAUUCUACCAAGAUGGCAUCGGAAUCAAUCGAAAUUUACGAGGCGCCUUCUGGUCUCCCCUUAAACCGAGACUUCAUCGUUGAAGCUCGCCCGUUAGUAGAAUCGAGAGAUGAUCCUCAACAAUGGCGCUCGGUUCCGGCAUAUGCAGUCGACGUCGCAAACGCCAACACCACGAGAAAUGCAUUCGACAGACACACGGUGGCUCUGGCUUCCUUCGAUUCAAGCGCACCGACAACAGUCAGGGUGAAAUAUAAGGCGAGUGCCAUUGAGACGGUUGCCAUACGGCCUCUUUCUCUGGGCAUUACAGCGCAAGUCGAAAACGACACGAUUGUCUUCAAUCUUGAUCAGCCACGGGAUGUAAUGAUAGAGCUCAACGGAGACAAGUGGAAAGCACUUCAUCUCUUGACCAAUCAGAUCGACAAAGAUGCGCCAACGGCUGAUUCCGAGGACAUCUGGUACUUCGGACCGGGCAUCAAUCAGGGUUCGGCAUAUUCUAAAGUCACCGACGGGGUCAACUUGAUGGUGCCUUCAGGCAAGACAGUGUAUCUGGCCGGCGGCGCUUUCAUCACUUGUCGACUGAACUUCAUUGACGUAUUCAACUCUUCUGUAAAAGGUCACGGCUUUAUCCUCGGGCCAGAGGGAGAGUGUAAGAACGUUCUUGUCAACAGGUAUCGAUCCUUUUCGUUUGCAGGCAAUGGCGAUGGAGUUGACUUCUUCUGCUCUUCGGACAUCACUAUCGAGAACUGUUUCUUACGAAACUCGGAUGAUACUAUCGCGCUGUACUCUCAUCGUUGGGACUGGUAUGGCGACUCAAAGAACAUCACGAUCCGCAAUUGUGUGUUAUUGCCGGACAUUGCUCAUGCCAUCAACAUGGGUACACACGGCAACCCAACAAAGCCAGAAACCACCAGCCAUGUUCACAUAAGCAACAUCGAUAUCUUGGACCACGAAGAGAAUCAGUUGUGGUACCAGGGGUGUAUCGCUAUCAACGCUGCUGACGAGAAUCUUCUCCAUGAUAUCCACAUCCAGGAUGUCAGAGUUGAGAAAAUCACAAAGGGACAGCUCAUCAAUAUUCGCGUUAUGAAAAACGCGAUGUGGACCACUGCUUCGGGUCGCGUCGUUCAUGACGUUCACGUCAAGAACAUGUCGGUCAAGCUACAAGGCUCGAAGGUUGUCAAUCCAUCGAUGAUUAUGGGAUAUAACCAAGAUCGGAUGGUGAAGAACGUCACGUUCGAGAACUUGAGGCCUAAGUGUUACAUGGUGGAAGACUUUGUACCCCUUUUCGUCAAUGAACACGUUGAAGGGGUGAAAUUCAGUAAGUCAGCAGAGUAG